Molecule: messenger RNA, 10858 nt
Organism: Falco peregrinus (peregrine falcon)
Lineage: Eukaryota; Metazoa; Chordata; Aves; Falconiformes; Falconidae
Gene: PCGF3
Product: polycomb group ring finger 3
Exons: 11
Coding region: 4796-5524 (242 amino acids)
Biological process (GO): regulation of transcription by RNA polymerase II
Cellular component (GO): PRC1 complex
Source: RefSeq, a predicted model, not a curated record
CAGGGCCGUGCUGCAGCCUGCGGGGGCCGCGGGGAUGGCGCUGUCCCGAGUUGUCCCUGAGUGCGCGCCUCCCUUCGGGGCUGGGUUUGCGGGGCUCAGGAACCCCGCGCCUUUGGGAGAAGGGGUCGGUCUGAGGGAGGGGGAUGGCGGCUGGUAGCGGUGGAGGUACCGUUUCCCGAAAGCAGGGGAAUGGAGGAGACAUGUCCCAUGCCUGUGCGACCCUAGCUAUGCAGGGACCUGGCUUCAGUGCUGUCUGUGUAGUGGCAUAUGGGAUUUCAGGUCUUGUGAGAAAGAGGAAAUUAAGUAGGACUUGUACGUGAAAUACAGAAUGAUUGUGGUGUGAGUUGUUCUGAGGUCUAAGGACACACACAUAUUUAAUACCACAAAAUUCUGACUGUUUUCUCAACCUCAGAGCCUUAGUGAGUUGUGAUGCUGUCAGAUUUGGUCUCUUCAGUAGGUCUGUUUUAGACUGCAACUGGCGGGUAUUACUUCGGAGUGUCCCGUGUGGAAAGUUGAGCAUGUCCUAAAGUUAGUAAGACUCACAGGAAGUUUGAUUAUUAAGUACUUAGAUGUUCCUCUGUUACUUCACAUUUGAGGUUUUUUUGGUUGGUUGGUUUUUUUUUUUUUACUAGUUGUAAAACUGUCGGCCUAUGCAUGCUUUGUGUCAAAUCAGUUUAGCUGUUUCCUGAUUUCUGUAUGAAAUGUGUGCCUCUGAGAAACCAGUUCAAGAUACUCUGUUUUAUUAUCUGUGUAUGUUCUGGAACGUUCUUCUGGAAUACUUUGGUAUUUUUCAAAAGAAUCCUAUAUAAUUGUCUUCCAGAGUUUCACAGAACUAAGUUUGUGGAUGAAAAAAGUUUGAAUUCGAAAGAAAAAAGUUGAGAUUAACCUUAUGUUCAAGAAGCAUCCCAUCUAUUUAUCUUCCAUUGUAAACUGCUUUCCUUUAUUUAGCACAAGCAACUAGGCAUAUGCUAAAUACAUUGUUAUGAGUCUUUUUAGUACUAGGUAGUGUGCUUUUAAAAAUCUGUUGUUGAUUAUUUUUUGGUAGGAUACUUGUGAAUUUUAUGUUUGUUCUUAUAAUGGCAGGUCAGGUGAGAAUCCGAACUGUGAUAUUUAUCAUGCGUCUCAUAAAGAUGCUCCGCAAUUUGUAAAAAUUCUUGGUUGGUGACACAGAAAUGGAAACCUUGUACACUUGCAGUAGUUUCCCUAUUUCAAUUCAGUUUAAGUUGUACUUGUUGAUAUUUUAUAAUGACUUUAAAAGAAUACAGAACUUGUGCAGAACUGAAGGUACUUGGUGAGAUCAUGUAGGAUGCACUACAAAAGGGUUAGGUGGUUUUCUAAAGAGGUGCAUAGGGGUUCUGCCACAGAAAGCUGGGAAAUAAAUUUUAAAGCAUUCUGUAAAUCACUUUUUGAGAAAAAUCUAUUUGGUUUCUUUAUGUGGGCUGAUCUAGCCAGCUUGAUCUUCUUACUCUGCUGUCACCAUAUAAAAUCAAGACUGAACACUUGUAAAUGUUGUAUUGAAGUCGACUUACAAGAGUUUGUAACUAUGCUAGCCUAAUACUAAUGCCGAGAAAGGCAGAAAUUAAUUACAAUGCUAUGAAAUACUUCUGCUACUAAGAGACUUUAAAGUGUAGUUUCUAGUUGCUGCAGCUGCCCAACCUACCCUUACUUGUCCUGACUACCUACCUGAUUUAGAGGAUGUCGUCUCUAAGCUUUGUGUUUGUGAUACAGGUAAGCUUUCUUAGCAAGAACCAUUUUAUGUCUGCUUUAGUAGCUUCUGUUUCCUUUUUCCCAUGUGACUGUUUAAUCUAGGUGGCCUUUUUAGCUUUAGUAAUGUUCUCCCAGGACUGAAAUACUCUCUGGGAAACUCUGUAAGAAGAAGUAGAAGCAUUUCCUUUGAAGUUCUAAGCUAGAUGCAACCAACAAAGAGAAUGUGGGCAUGAUGUUUUAAAAACAUGUAUGUUGAUAGCGUUUUCACUUUUCAGCUACUGUCUUAAGAGGUGAUACCAGCUUACAAGAAAGUCUGAUGAGAUCUUGUAUGUUACAACAUUCUCUCUCUUGUUGUUGUUUUGGAAUUAUUGUCCAAUUGGUACACAUGUGGAAGUAAGCAUUACUAAAUGGAGGCUUGUAUUGACAAUGGUGUUUGCAGGUGCAGUGGAUUUAAGACUGUUGGCAUUCCUGAGAGUUUAGUAAUUUAAACUCUGUUCUCUUUUCAUUAUUGCUACUAAAGAUGUUUAACAAUGGUUGAAACUACUCUGAUUUGCUAGGUUAGGUAUGCUGUCAUGUUUAAAGGAAAGGUAGAGAAAACCUUCCUAGGGCAGUUUGAUUAGAGUAGGUUAAAAGCCAGGCACAAGCUGUCCGUGUAUUUUGAUCUUAUACAAGACUUAUUUUGAAGCUCUGUCUUGAAGUAAACUCACAGUUUUGUAUUCUUUGCACCUCCCUUUUUAAAAUGCAAGCUUGCUGUAUUAGACUGUAAGUUUAGCAAGUAAGUGGAAGUCAUAAAUGCACUAAAACUGAAAAGCAAAAGGGGUUAUUCUGUAUUAAAAGCAAUCUUUGCUAUUGUGAUAUGUAACACAGCUUUGUUGCUAACUGAAGACAUACUAUAAAGAUAUUUUUUAUGUUUUUCUAUAAUUGCUCUAAGGAGCCAAAAAAACCCUUGCUGCUCUUAUCUGAAUUAUUUUUUUUUCAAGUUAAUUUUACUGAAUAAGUGCAUCUAUAUUUAAAUCAGCAGACUAUGAAAAUGAAAUACUCAGUGUGGUGGGAACUAGUGAGAUUGAAAGCCUUAUUUGCUAUUGAAAGUUUGAUUGAAGUUUGCUGCAAGGACCUGAAGUCUUGCAGCCAUAUUGCAGAGCUAGCAUUUUAGGAAGGAAUAAACCAGCAGUACGUUGAUUAUUAAUACUAUUUUCCCUUUUUUUUUUCUCUCCCCCUCCCCCAUCACACUAUGUGUAAGGAUGUAAGGGUCUUUUUAUUUCUUUGUCAAACGCAGCAUGUAUUAUUUAGAAGUAGGGGGUAGUACAGAUCAUUCGAAAGUAAGGGGAAUGACUGAGUAUGGUGAGCUCAAGUUACUUGUUCUUUGUGCCAAAAGAUGACUGCUCUCACAGUUAUGACUGCCUCUUUUUCAGAUCACAAUUUUAAGUUGACAGAGCCAGUGGGGGAAAUUGUUGAAGGGGUUGAGGGGAAAACUGGAGAUAAUCGAGGUGUGUUGGCAUUACUACAAUGCAGGGUAAGACUGUAAGGAGGAAAUACGCAACUAUGAAGAAAACCAGGCUUUUUUGCAGAUUUGCUGCAAGUAGAACUUAUUUAACCUAGCUCUACCAUUAUUUCCAUCUCUCUGCAAAAUGGCAAGAAGGAGGCUUAUUAUCCCUACUGACAUAUAUUUAUGUUGACAUUAACAGAUAGCUAUUUCAUAUUCUUACCUUGUGUCUGAUAGCAUAGAACUUUGUCUACAUUAAAAGGGCUCAUGUUUUGGUGGCAAUAAGGAUCCUUCUUGUUUGAAACUGAGGCUAUACUAGUUGUUGGGAACUGAGGAUAUCUAUGCCUUGUGAACAGCGUAAAUUCAUUUUCAUUUAAGGUCAGAAGCAUUCUGUGUAUUAUAGGUAUGGGUGAGAAUGUGCUGUGCAGUGUUUGCUUAAUUAAGAGAGGGAAGUUAUUUUUUCAGAUUGCCAAAAUGAUUAUCACGUUACUUGUUGACUUACAAAUGGCUGUCUUGCCAAGUUUUUCAUUUUUAGUUAAGAAUUUUCUUUUCACACUCUGCAUAACCAGACAGUCAGUGUAUAACACUAUCUGUAGUUGAUUAUAUAAUAAUCAUUGUGAUGUUACUGGAUAUAAUGCAAAUCUUGCGUGAAUUAUGCCUGAUAUUAUGCCAGAACAGGUCAUCCCUGCUGUCUUCUCUUGCAGUGUUCAUGCAAACAUUAACAUGUUUGUAACCAAAGAUCUCAUUUAUUAAUGAAAAUAUGUAAGCAUUGCCAGUGCAGUGUUGGCUGAUUUUCCAGGUAAUGUGUGGUGCUGUACAGCUUUUUCAAAUUUUUCACCGGAAAGGACAAGCUGAAAGGUACAAUACAGAUAGCUAACUUUUAUAUUAUUUUUGUAUAAAUAAUUAUCUCUGACAUUUCUUGUAUCUGAAUGUUUAGUUUUAGUACACAGAUUGCCGUAACAAAAGCCAUGGGUCACUUGGUUACUUAGUUAAAAGAUUGCCAAAUGUAGUUUAACUAGACAAAAUAUUUAUUAUAACAAAUUUAUUGUUGUACCGAGCAGUGGCAAUCAGUAGAAUUUAUUUGAGGGAUGGGAGUGUUUGGUUUUGUUUAUUUUUUUUUUAACAUAGUGGCAUGCCUUGUUCCUUUAGAGUAACUUUUCCCAAAAAUUAUUUGGACAUACAGAUAUUUGAAAGUUAAAGUUGUGUCUUGGGACUGAGGUCAAAAUGGACUGGGAUCUUUUCGUAACAACUGUGUUUCAGAUGAUUGUAUUUCAUACUCUUCUGUUGUGAUAAUAACCGAGUUUUGUUUCAUUGUUUGUUUUUUUCCUAAAAUAUAAAGUAUGUUCUAAACACAAGGACUCCAGUCUGAUUGGAGGAUUCAAAAUAGGCAAGAGUGAGCAGGUGCACAAGAAGCUGGGAGGGGACACAGCCAGGACAGCUGACCCAAGCUAGCCAAAGGGAUAUUCCAUACCAUAGAACAUCAUGCUUAGCAUAUAAACGGGGGGCUGGCUGGAUCGCUGCGCGGGGACUGGCUGGGCAUUGAUCAGCAGGUGGUCUCUGGAUGGCAGACUCUGAAAAGAAAUGCUGUUUUAAGAGACACCAAAGAUGCUAACGAGAAAGAUUAAGCUUUGGGACAUUAAUGCCCAUAUAACCUGUCGUCUGUGCAAUGGAUACCUGAUUGAUGCUACUACUGUAACAGAAUGCUUACAUACUUUCUGUAGAAGCUGCCUAGUGAAAUAUUUGGAGGAAAACAACACCUGUCCCACCUGCAGAAUUGUUAUACAUCAGAGCCACCCAUUACAGUAUAUUGGUCAUGACCGAACAAUGCAAGAUAUUGUUUACAAACUUGUGCCAGGUCUCCAAGAAGCGGAAGUGAAAAAGCAAAGGGAGUUUUAUCACAAACUGGGCAUGGAAGUUCCUGGGGACAUCAAAGGGGAGACAUGUUCUGCAAAACAGCACCUAGAUUCCCAUCGAAAUGGUGAAGCUAAAACAGAUGAAAAUUCAAACAAAGAAACUUCAGAGGAAAAACAGGAAGAAGAUAAUGACUACCACCGAAGUGAUGAACAGGUGAGCAUCUGCUUGGAAUGCAAUAGCAGCAAAUUGCGUGGAUUGAAACGAAAAUGGAUUCGUUGCUCAGCACAAGCAACAGUCCUGCAUCUAAAGAAGUUCAUUGCCAAAAAACUUAACCUGUCUUCUUUUAACGAGCUGGACAUAUUAUGCAACGAAGAGAUUCUUGGCAAGGACCACACGCUGAAGUUUGUAGUUGUUACUAGAUGGAGAUUUAAGAAAGCACCUCUACUGCUGCAUUACAGACCCAAAAUGGACUUGCUGUGAGAGAACUUUAUUGUCCUUCUGGACAGAGUUUUUUGCAGAGACUAUCAUCUGGCACCUUCUUAGUGCAUCACUAAUCACAUGACACAAACCAGCCGAAUAAUUUUAGAAGACUGUAGCGCUUUCAUAGUGGACUGUCCUGAAUAUUUCUUCUAGCGAUGUGUUACCUAGAUUUCUGGAUAGAAUCUAUUUAUACUUUUUUUGUAUGGAAGAAAGAAGUCUCAACUCAACAGGACACUACCAGCACUAAAUUUACAGAUACUGAAAACACUUCACAGUUCCAUGUAGCUCAGCCUGAUUUAUCUCUUAGAGUUACAUAAAAAUAAGUUAGAAUGUUGUGGGAUGUUUUAAAAAUGUUGCUUUUGACACCAGGUUACAUUUAGUUACUUUUCACAUCCUGAAUCUUUAAAAACUAUAUUUUUGCAAAGUGUUAUUGUCUUAUCCAGUAUGCCUGAUUGCAUUGGUUUUAUUAAAGUUAUUCUGUAGAGCAUUAAACAUACCUAAUGAUACAGUGACUGGUGGUAACUUAUUAUGCUGCAUCAAAAACCUCUGAAAAUCUGGGAAACCAAUAAGUUUGCAUUUUUUCCCAGUUACUGCUUUUCCUGACUUUGUGUUUUAGUAAAGUUUUGAUACUUCCCUAUGCAUGUUGAUUUGGUAAGAUUAAUAUGAAUAAUUUCAGUUGAUUUUACUGUGCCCUGACAUUUUGCGGUGGCAUAAAUUGCACCACGUAAUGACAGAUACUCAAAAGUGCUAGAUUUGUGAACUUUUAAAAAGAUAAACAUUUCUUAUGUAGUUGUGGCUUGCAGAAAUCAGUUUUUCAUUUAGGGAGAAUUUGCUCUCACUAACUAUUGAAACACUGGCUCUUGGACAACUUCGGGCGAUACUGCUUAUUUUUCAUUUCACUGAUCAAAGAAUUCCUCAGACCAUUAUGAACAGCUUUAUUUUCUUUACCUGUUUUCUUAUGAAACCAUAGAAUUUUCUUUAGCACAAUUCCUAGCUGUCUUGUGGAGGAGGUGGGGAUCAAACAAGAUUAUCUUAGCACCUUCUGGCCUUAACUGAUAAUUUUGCUUGCAUCAGCCCUAAUGGAUGCAAGGUAAUACACAUGCAUGUAUGUAUGUGUGCAUACAUCUAUACGCAGAUAUAUGUUAUGGAAUGCACCCUGAAUAGCACUUAGCAGGGUUCACUGCACUUUUUUUAAGGCUUUUUGGAAUAGUUAGCUUUUAGAAAAUGGUAAUUGGAAGUGAUUUCUGCAAGCUGUAUACAGUAUAGCUUAUGUAGUAUGAUUGUGAGAGUUUUUGUCUGACACAGGGGUCAAGUCACUGAAAACAGGCUAUACCGUAUUAUUGGCAGCUGGAAAUAGUUAACCUUCUAAUUUUUGGGAGAGUUUUCCAGUCUGCUAAAAUGCUAGUUGCUAUGCCUAAUACUAAACCCUGCUAUUUUUUUUGAUAAAUUGUCUUGGAAUAAGAAAACAAGCUUGCCUGUAACUGCCCUAUUUCCUCUAGCUGUGCUCCUUCCCCUCGUAUGCUAGAAGGUAUUACUUGUUACUCGAUAAUAGGAAGCUGGUACCGCAAGAGAUUUAUCCAAGCAUUUUAAAUCUUCUUCCUCUUCUUGAGUUUUCAAAGUACCAAAUUCCUCAGCGUGUGUCCCGUAAUUUCCUUCUUUGGAGUCUUCAGUUCUCCUUUCUCAGCUCUGCUGCUGCAGAAGGGAUGCUCCAAAUUGUGUUUCCCUUUGAAAAAAGGGGUCCUAAUUUUUAAUUACAGUCACAGAUAUGAGUAGGAAGGAAAUCAAAAAGUAUGCAAGCAGAGAAUGAAAGGAAGCCUACUGAACUGUGGAGAUGGAGAGCCACACAAAGGCCAAAAAAGUACUGUUGUCCCUGAAGAUAAGGGUAUAGGAUAGCUGCAUUUGAAUGUUUGGGUUAUGCAGAACUCCACAUCUGGGUUGGGUGGCUGGGUUUGUGUAGGGGGUGUGUGUGCAUGCAUAUGAGCAAUGGAAUCAAACUUGGCUCUGAUUGUGUCUUAGUGUUUGUGAACUCAGAUAUAUGUAUGUUAGCUUUUUUUUCUGUCUUUAACAUUACUUGAACUGGCAGAAAAGAACAAAUGAGAUCAUGGGUCUACCAUUUUUAUAAACUUUUCAAAACAGUGAAUGCAGGUAGUAUGGAUGUGUACACAAACUGACAUACUGGGCCUUUCUGGAGCUGUUCAUGUAGUUGUUACUGUCCUAGUGUAAAGGGACUGGCUGUAGCCACUGAGGCACUGAGAAUAUGAACAGGACUGUAACUGUCCACCCUCUGUGCACCCUGAGUACACAAGCACUGGCUGUACCUGAUGUAGACACAAAAUUAAAGCUGCCUGACAGCAUUCUGAUUAACCACCUUCAUCAAGAUGUAUACACACAUAAGAACAAAUAUAUAUAUAUAUAUGUAUAUGAGAUCUGUCUACCUCAGAGUAUGUAUACUGCAGAAAUGUUUUGUACGACUAGAUACCGAUGCAGUGCUGUUAAAGUAUAUUGGGAUUUUAGUACUUCCCUGUGAACUUGUGCAACUGAGAAAUUAGUUACAAGCAUGCGAAUUGAGAAGCCUGUUAAAUUUAUCUCUUGCUGUAACAAUCGACAGUACAGAACAUGUAUUUAUAAGUUUAUAACCAUCUUUAGCAUCACUCAAAUUUGUUAUGGUGCUAUCAAUAUAUUGAAAACUCUGUUUAUACCUACAGAAAUACAUACAUUCAAGCCAGUAUUAAUACCUACAGCCAUUUGGCUUUUUUUCUCAUAAUUAUCUGUAACCGAUUUUGCAAUGUUUUAAUCUGAUAAAACCUCACCAGGGAAAAGAAAAAAAGAAACAAAAAAACCCAAACCCACUCAGUUAUUUUUCUAAACCGCCUGUCACAUCUUCUCUAUAGAAAUUCUUUCCCUCAGGAGGGAUGUGACUGUAUCUGGACCGUGUGUUAAUUUCCUUUAGCCUCACUAAAAGACUACAUUGCAAUUGGAUUGAGGUCAGAGGGAGGCCUUCUUUGGGUCAGAGCCUUGUUUCACUUCGGUGAAGCUUAAGAGACAGUUAAUUUAUAUCAAGAUUAUAUUGGGUAAAGUAACACCGAUACUGUUCAAAGUUGGACUAAAAGUUGGACUCAGCAUAGAUAUCUCUUAGUCCUAGUGAGAUCAUUAGUUUGUUUUGGCCUCAUGAAGAUGCCAUUACUGUGAAGUAAUUUUCACAAUUGCUUAUGCUGGUAAAUAAUUGCAGUAAAGAAGUAUCUUGUUGCAUUAUCCUUAGCAGCAGUGAGGCUGAUGAAUCACCCAGGCUCAGAGUCUCAUUAAAUAUAGUUUCAUUAAAAAUAGAGAAUUCAGAUAGAAUAUAUAAUAUUGAAUUUAAAUAAGAUUUGGGGUUUUAAAUUUUAACUUUAUAAAAUUAUUUAUUCUAUUUUAAGCCUUCUGUCUUAUUUUACCAUCCAAGUAUUUUUGGUUUCAGUGGUCCAGCUUUAUUUACGGGCAUAUAAAAUGAAAUUGUAAGAUGUUUUUACAAGCUUCUUCCUUUUACCUUGAGUUUGAGUAGCUUUUAUUUGUAUUUUGUUUUCUGUGGAUAAAGAGCAUUACUUAUGCUUUUGUGCAAUAGGUUUGAAACAUGUAUUUCUUAGGCAUAUGUUUAAAUUGUAAAUGUAACAUCUACUUACCCUUAAAUUUGAAAGGAAUGUAGAUGGCUUUUCUCACUUGUUCAAAUGGGGGUUUAUUUGGGGCUAUUAUUUGGGGGUGUGUUUUUUGAUUUGUUUCUUUUUUUAUUUUAAGAGUGAAGUGUGGGAUUUAAAUUUGUGUAAGUACAAGAACUUAUCUGUCAGCAAUAUUUUAAAAUAAAUGAUCUUGCAAGAAACCUUAAUGUGAAUUGUGGAAGCAAUCGGCAAGACUUGCAGCCUAUCUGAAAAUGUUUUGUGCCAUUGUUAUGUCUGGUAUAUUUGUGUACCAUCAAACCUGGGAAUAUUUAUUUUUAUUGGUUGUGCAAUAGUAUACACAACACUAUCACCUCUGGGGAUAUGGGACCAUAAAAAAUAUCAGACUACAGCUAUGAUGGUGCUAUUUUUUUCCAAUAGGCUAUAAGCCUUUGAAAGCUUAUCUGGCUCUUAUUGUCUUUAUAACAACAUUGUUAGUCCUAGGAGAUUCAUUUGAGUUUUUUCUACUAGAUGAUAAAUAUAACCAUACAACUAGACUAUUUUACAGCAUCUUACCAUUGAGCUAAAUAUAAUAGGAAAAAGCCAACCACUCUGUACAUCAGCAAGAUGAAUCUUUAAGUACUUAAAAUGCAUUUUGUACAGAAGGCUUGACUGUACAGAAAAAUCAAGUUUCUGUAUUUCCUCAGGUAAUCACUUCAGUUUGGAUGUUUCACUGGAAAUGUUAAUGCAACCUAUACUUCAGUUAGUCUGCCUACAGUUGGUAACAAGGCAAAAAAUUGUUCCACACGCUAAAAUCUCUACGUAAGAUAUAGUUAACUGUAACUAAGGUCUUGACAUCUGUUGCUGAAGUAAAAAGUUCCAGAAAGAAAAACAUUAGGCAACAUGGAACAAUACUUCAAUCUCUGCUUUAAUCAAAACUUGCAAUCAGUACAAACAUUUUCUGGGAAUUUGUGUCUUGUGGCAAGUCAACAGUAAUGUUUUACUGGGGAGUUAUGGUUUAUUUAUAUACAAAUUAAAGCUGUUGUCCUGCUGUUUGAUCCAUGUUUGGUCAUCCUUCAGGAUUCUUGGAAAUUUUUCAAAGCCACAAUGACCUGUACAGAUCCUAGUGGUAAGGUAGGAACUAAAUGUCCAAUUCUAUGAACACUGAUGUUGGUAACUUUGUGGAACCAUCCAGAUUAUUAGAAGAAGCCAGUGUGAUCAUUCUUGCAAACGGUUAGGUGUGGCUGAAGGAAGGAGCCCUGGUUUUUGAAUACUGAUGUUCCAGUAUGUUUUUUUAGUAUUUUUAUUUGAAACUCAAAGCAUUGGUUUAACAGAAUCUUGAAUUCAAGUGACUUGUCUGGACAAAAGGAGAGUUUGUUCUUUCCUUCUGCAACAAGAUUAUUUGAUUGUUAAGGGACAAUAAGCCAGUGCAACCACUAAGCCUUUAUCCUCAUAUGUGGCAUAAUAAAGAUUCUGGAACUGUCACAGUGUAAAACCAUAUUUUUGGCUUAGCUUCAUUUGAAAGUUUACAAUUUUUUAUGCUUUGUGUUGCUGUGUAAUUUUUGUACUAUUGGUGGCUAGUUUUGUCUGAAUAAGCCUUUUGGGAUUAUUGCUUAAUGUUUUGAUUUUAUGAUAGUGAAGCUUGUAUCCAGUGUUUUGCCAAUUAAUAUUAUAUGCUUGUUAAUAAAAGCAGAGAAACUAACUGAAA